This is a messenger RNA of Brachypodium distachyon (stiff brome), 1601 nucleotides long. Its product is annotated as E3 ubiquitin-protein ligase RNF25. The coding region runs from base 71 to 1213 and encodes 380 amino acids. The transcript is spliced from 7 exons. The record is from RefSeq and is a predicted model, not a curated record. Gene Ontology annotation, biological process: protein ubiquitination. Gene Ontology annotation, molecular function: ubiquitin protein ligase activity; protein binding. Lineage: Eukaryota; Viridiplantae; Streptophyta; Magnoliopsida; Poales; Poaceae. Gene Ontology annotation, cellular component: nucleus.
UGCUCGAAUAGUCCAAUCGCUGGUCGAAAAAAAAAAACUUCCCCGGCCACCAGUCCACCGCUGAAAGGCAAUGGCGGCGGCGGAGGAGGAAGAGGUGCGGCUGGAGGUGGAGGCGGUGACUGCGAUGUACGGCGACGACUGCCGCGUGGUCCUCGACUUCCCUCCCCACCUCGUCGUCCACGUCCGUCCCAACACUGCCGACGAUUCCUCGCAGCAGUUUGUGGAACUCUUUCUCGGAAUUAAAGCAUCUUCCCAGUAUCCGAAAGAACCACCUGAUGUUUAUGCUGUGGAAAGCAAGGGUCUUGAUGAGACUAGACAGGCAUAUCUUAUUAGCAGCAUCCAGAACAAGGCAAAAGAGCUUUCCUACUAUCCCAUGCUUGUGACUCUGUGUGAGGAAGCUGGAGAGAUCCUCUCAAAUAUGAAUCAUCCAGCUGGGGAUUGUCCACUGUGUCUAUAUCCUUUAGUCCCAGAGGAUAAGGAUGACUUUGCUUUGCCAUUUAUGAAGUUGAUGUCAUGCUACCACUGCUUCCACAGUAACUGCAUUAUGAGAUGGUGGGGAUGGCUCCAACAGGAUGAUGUCACUUCUAAGCAGACUAGUACAGCAGUAACUACAGGAGUUAUUGAUUCUUCUGGAGGGUUGGAUUUGUCCAGAUCAGGCAAGAUAUACAAUGCAAAUCAUCACAAAGGAUUUUGUCCAGUUUGCCGCAAAGUGUUUGAUGAGAAGGAUAUCAAGCAUGUUCAUGAUCUGUUGGAUGCAAACACUUCUCAACUGAUGGGGUCUUUAACAAUUGAUCUGGAAGACGAUGAUAAAGAAUUGCUCUAUUCUGAGGCAGAGAACAAGAGGAGAGAAAAGUUUGGGUCAUUGUUUAAUCUGCAACAAGAACGGAAUGGUCUGAUUGAACCAAAGAAAGACCUUGCCAUACAGCCUGGAAUGUAUCUUUCUCUUCCUCCUAUUGAGCCAACCACAACUGAAGCAGACAGCACCAAUUCCUGCGAAGAAAACACAACUUCAACUUCAGAAACAGAUCCAGGCAGCAUGGGAAACAACACUGGCAGCCGGAAUAAGCAAAACAAUUCAGGGCACCGAAGGAGAAACCGAGCUUACGUUCCCAAAAGACAACCUCAGGGCCAAUCUACUGGGCAGCAGUGGCAGAGAGGCCAAUCUGCUGGGCAACAAUGGCAGAGGAAAGACACAGGCAAUUCACAACAAUAGCAUUAUCCCAACGUGGAUGUGGAGGUUAGUGAGAUUUUUUUUUAUCAGCCAUGUAUAUUGAUGGAAUACUGUGGUCACAAAGAUAAAAUUGUACUGGAGUUCAUGUCACCGCAGAAUUGAAGCUAGAUUCUGUCGUCAUCACACCACCAUUUCGAUUAUUAUAGUUACACCACAGAAGAAUUUGACAGCCAGUUUGUGCAGUUAGCCUGCCCAACCCAUUGGAGGCAACAUCUAGAUUCAUAUCCAGUGCUGUAUGAACAUGCUUCAAUGGAUACAUAUUAGGGCCCUGCUUAAACUAUGAAACCUAGCAUGCUUCAACUGAAAUAUGAAACCUGGCAUGCUUCAGCUGAAAUAUCAAACCUGGGAAGUUUCUUGUUUUCUGCUGAAA